CGACUUGUUGUGAAACUUAGUGAAACCAGGUGCGGAGAAAGUACACGUGUAACAUCUCUCUAAGGUAAGAAUAUUAAACACCGAUUUAAUCAUAUCUUUUCUAUCUGGCUUAUUUAUAUUUCCCAUCUAAUUUUUAUCACGCAAUCAUGGCGGGAGUUGUUUGUAGACCUUACAAACUAACAGUCCUAUAAAAAUGGCGCGUUUCAUCUUUACGAUUUUAUCGAUCCAGCUUUAUCACCAUUCGAUUUUAGCCCCGCGGGAUUUUAGCAUGCAACAUCAGCUUUGGGAAGUUUCCUUUAAUUUGCUUGACUUACAGAAGUUUUUGCUUACUUUGAGGGAUCAUGUUAAGAAGUGCUUUCAGUAGAAAGAAAUCGUUGUCAUAAAACUUGUAUUGAAAACAAAUGCGGUACCCGUUCGUUGAAAUUCCAUCACUUCAGAAACGCAAUAAUUUGUCCACCCAUUUGCAAUUGCAAGAUUGCAGUAAACUUUUCUGUCUUGUUGGUACAAUACGUAUACCUUUACACUGUUUUAAUGCUUUUUGUUGUAGAAUUAUAUUAGUUCCAAUUUUAGGAAGCAAUAAUAGUAUUAUCACUGUGGUCUAUUGACCAGGUAUUUUUUUCUCAGAGGGACAAAAAGUUAAUGUUUGAAUUCACAAUAUAUUUAGACAAGUUAUAAAAACAUGAAUGCUUUAUUUGCCAUCCUAUAGAAAGAUGGAAUCUCCGAGACUAAUAGAUGGAAGAAUUAAUUUGGAUGCUCCACGUUAUGACCAGUCAACAUUUCUGGGACGUGCCAAGCACUUUUUUACUAUAACAGACCCAAGAAACAUUCUGCGCACAGCCAAGGAACUUGAUGAAGCAAAAGAUAUUCUUAUCAAAUACAGGUAUAAUGAAAAACAGACAGGUAUAAGAACUAAACUGCAAUAUUGUUAAUGUGACUUUUAUGUAGGAUUUCAUUUUGGUCCAUAUUUAAUAAAAAUAUAUGCAGAGUCAAUAUUUAUACACAGUCAAGAUGAGUGUAAUACAGCUCUCACUUUUUCAGCUUGAGCAAAAUCCCUUUUUUUAACAUGUGGUUGUAAGAGAAAGCCCCGCAGCUCUUCUUUCACACGAUGCUAUUGUUUAGAAACAUAUUUUCAAUUUGAUUUGGAACACUAUGGAAAUGUCAGUGGUAUUUAAGUAUAACAAAAGGUUUCUGCACUUCAUAGGGUUUGUCGACUGAUGUAUCGGCCCAUAUCUUGGUCAACUGUUGGUCCACAUGUCAGUUGCCUUAUCGACUGAGUGUUGGUUUCUUGUUGAUCUAGGGUCAGACAAGUCUUGACUGAUAUAUGGCCAGUAGUAUGCCACUAUAGUUUAUCGGUGGUUACUUCACUGAUGGAACACCGACAGAUCACCAACAUAUGACCAAUAUGUGGUCAAUGUAAUAGGUGAUACCUUGGUUGACAUAUUGGCGGAUAUACCGGUCAAGUAUCAGUUGAGUGUAGACGGAUAUCUGGCCAUUAGUCGAGUAUCAACCAAUGUGUCAACCUCAUAGCGACCAGCGUUUUGACCAAGCAUUGACUGCUACCAUCAAUCGAGGCUGCCUGUAACACAUAUAAUAUUAAGCACAUUCUCUCUAAGAUUAAAAUAGGCCGUGAGUUGUGUAACUAUUAAUACUGUCCACCUCAUAUCACUUGACAAGUACCUUGUAACCUUGUAAGGGAAAAGCCUUGGAGAUGAGGUUGGUAAAAAAGUUAUACAGGUGAUGCUGAUUGUUGACUGAUAUACCACUGACACACUCGCAACACACUACUGAUGCUAUCACGACUGACUGUUGGUCUAUCUAUCGAGUGAUACUUGACCGAUACUUGACCGAUGGUAAAAUACUACUCGGCCAAUGAUAUAUUGACCAGCUCUCAACCAACACCUGACUGAAUCUAGUGACUGAUAUGUUGACCAAGAGCUGACUGAGAUAUUGAUACAUCAGUCGACACCCCCUAUAAGAUGCAUGAUCAAGGGACAGAGUGUUUCUCAAAAGUCCCUGUGACUUUUUGGCCGUUACGGCAAGUUUGAAAAUCAAAACUAGUUAUCUAGUAGCAUGGUUCCUAGCUCACAAACCAGUCAAUUUUGUUUCUUUUGCUUAUAGUUUCAUUUGAUCAUUUUCAAAUCUAUUAAAACCCUUUAAGUCCCAAUAGUGACCAACAUCAAUUCUCUCCUAACAAUAUCCAUGCAAUGUCAAGAGAUUAGGUUAUGAGAAUUAAUAAAAUGAUUGCCUAAGAGAAGAGGCUUUGAUCUUUUACCAAAUUCUCUCAACUCAUUCUUUAAGGAAAUGUAUGGAGAUCAGUUUGGAGAAUUUGUACAUGUAUAUUGGGGCUUAAAGGGUUAAAAUGUUUAUCUUGGAUGUAAAACGUGGAAAACAUAAAACAGCUUUCCAGGCCCAAAAAGGUACCUGGACUUUUAAGAAAGAGACCGUCAGGUAGAAGCAGAGAGGUGUGGGUUUGAGGACUGCUGUUGUGUUUAGAAAAAGUAUAUUGGACUGUUGCUGUAGGGCAUCUGGUAAAGCCGGAAACCGGAAUCCGGAAUAGCAACGGGAAUGGGAACAGGAAGCGGAACCGGAACCGGAAACGGCAACGGAACAGGGACAGUAAUGUGAAGGGGAACCAAUACAAGAACAGGGACAUCAUUUACCUUAUAUUAUUUUAAUUCUGAUUCAAUUGAUAAAAAGAAAAAGAAAACUAGUCUGGUAUCAUGCUCCCCCCUGACUCUCUUUAUAUUACGGCAACAAGAAGGUAAAAAAAGCAGCAAGUAAAAUAAGUAAAGCAACAGCUUUGCGAGUGCAUCGUGCUAUCUUUCAAUUUCUUCACCAUCGAUGCACAACAACGACGUAAAUGAUCAAAUCUUAAGUUUUCUUGAGAACGUGAACGGCAGGCGAUAAAUUUUAUUGUGUCUUUCUGAGCUCGGACGCGGUCUCCAGCUUCAUUUCCCAACCUUUAAAAGACUGGACAAUUUGGAUUUAAUGAGAAAUAGUUUGAAUUAAGACCCGAAUUCAAAAUCUCAGUGGUGGAAGUAGAUGUUUUCUAUCUUUCGGAGCUCUGACUCAACAAAUUCGCAUAGUGGAAGGUAAGAGGAAGAAUUCAGACAGAAGCGUUCCAUCAAGUGAAACAUUAAACUUGCGGUUGCUAUUCAUGAAGCCCGCGACGGUCAGCGUUCUCGUUCUUUAAGUUCGCUAUUAUGUUUGACAUGAAAACACAAUUUGUAACUGGCUGAAGAUAAAGAAAGGUUAAUUAGAUUAACAUUUCAAGGGUGUUUUCUUAUUUCUUUUAUAAUUUUUCUGGCUUUUUACUUAAAUCACGAUUAUACCUUUUUCUUUUCAUAUUUCAAUACACUGUUUAUAUUCCCCUUCCUAUUCUGGUUCCUAUUAUAUUUUUCCCUUAUUUUUCGUAUGUAAUCUAAAUAGGAAUUAAAUGAAGAUUAACUUAAAUUAAGGUAAAUGCUGUCCCUGUUUUUAUAAAGGUUUCUGUUCCCAUUCCGGUUCCUGUUCCGGUUCCGCUUCCUGUCCCUGUUCCUAUUCCCGUUCCUAUUCCGGAUUCCGGUUUCCGGCUUUUCCAGACGCCCGUUGCUGUAUGGUUGUUGUUGUUUUUUUUCACCAACAGACAUAGAAAUGAACCAGUAGGAACAACAGAUGAACAAGUGUGGAGAGCUAAAAAGAUGUAUGAAUCAGCAUUCCAUCCUGACACAGGAGAAAAAAUGUUCAUUAUUGGCCGCAUGUCAGCUCAAGUACCGAUGAACAUGUCAAUAUGUGGCUGUAUGAUGACAUUUUACAAGUAAGUAUUCUUUCAUCCUUAUUAGGGAAUACAGGGUUUCCGUUGACGCACAUGUGUGCGUAUUUUACACACAGUAAUCAAAAAGGACAUACACUUCUUUUAAGUCCAGUUUAAUGUCAUUGAAUGCAUAUCUAAAGAGGUUUAGAUCUGUGAAACAUUCAAACCGUGCGAUGUUGAGGAACAGCUGGAACAUUUCAAUGGCAUUAUUCCCAGUCUUGCAAGUAUUGUAACAAAAUAACAUGGCUUCUGCUGUGGAAAAUACCUUUUGAAAACCCCUGGAACUGCCAUUUCCGAGACUCUUAAUUUCAAAAUGUCCCUAGAUGCCUCGGCCCUCAAGAACUUGUGCCUUUGGUGUUUUUCCAAAGCCGCCUACUAUUCAUUAUCAGCCUGCUACUUAAAAACAUUUUGACAGCCCUGAAUCUAUUGCUUUUUUGUGUGAUUUUAUCACCUUGUAUCUAAAAAGAAGCGUUAUCUUACAAUAAUGCUCAAGCCUUGUUUGUUUUUUGUUGUGAUUUUCCAGGAGUACAUCAGCUGUGCUGUUUUGGCAGUGGAUUAAUCAGUCAUUUAAUGCCAUUGUGAAUUACACAAACAGGAGUGGUGACUCCCUUAUUACGAAUAAGUACGUUUAUUAUUUUUGUUUUGAAAAAGUAGGCAAUAUCAACUGUAAGUUGGGAACAGAAAUUAAUGUUUGAUCAACACAUAUUGUGUAAUUAAAGGUUAAUAAAUAUAAAGAUUUCUUUCACUACAGGCAAUUGUUGACUGGCUAUGGAUUUGCAACAACAGGAGCAAUAGCAGUAGCUUUGGGACUAAACCAUUUGGCAAAGGUAUGAAAGGACUUUUUUGUAAUGUGUGGCACUCCAAGUUUCAACUGUUUUGGCUGCCAUGGCAAGGGAAAAAAAUGGAGAAUAAAAUUGCAGCAGAAGUCUUCAAAUAUUUGAGGACCUGUGUUUGACAGUUGGGUUUAUAAUAAAGUUGUUAUUAUCACAAAAUAUUUUUAUAAGAUUUAGAGUAAAAGUAGCUAUUAUAAAUCAGCUGUUUUAUGCAGAUGUUUUGUCUCAAAUGGCAUAAAGUUAAUUCUCUCUUCUCCUCACAUAAAUUUUAGCUAUUGAUGGUAAAGUUUGCAGUUUAAUUAAAAUGCAAACAUCUGUUGUUCUGCAGUCAGCACCACCUUUGAUUGGAAGAUAUGUACCUUUUGCUGCUGUUGCCGCUGCAAACUGUGUGAACAUCCCUUGCAUGAGACAGACGUAUGUUAAAACACUCUUAGUGUUUUUUAACAGUAUUACUGUACUAUUAAAGUUACUGAUUUGUAGAGAUUGUACCAUGGCCUAAUGGCUGUAACUGGACCACCUGUGGAUCCUGGCCUGGCUUUGCCAUUAGCACUGUUUUGUUCCCUUAGAAGGAAAGAUCAUAAUUCUCUUCAGUCAGGUCUGUGAGAUAAUCCUGGGUUGCAAAGAGCUGUGCUGCCCUGUACCAGGAAGUCUUGGCUCAUUCGCGCCUUUAACCCUUUAGGUCUUAAGAGUGCCCAACAUCAAUUUUCUCCUAACUACAUCAGCAAAGGUUAUGAGAAUUACUAAAUUGAUUACCAAAGGAAGAAUGCGUUGAUCUUAAAUCAAAUUCUCUCAACUAUUCUUAAAAGAAAUGUAUGGAGAUCAGUCUGGAGAAUUUGUAUGUGGAUCUUGGGAUUAAAGGGUUUAACCCAAGGUGCUGAUUUACAGACAAUUUUAUUCAUCCAUUUUUGUUUUAAUUAAUUUUGGUCUCACUGAAUAACUGUAGCUACGCGAAGAUCAUUAAAUUUUUUUCUCAUCCCUUAGGAAUUUAUUAGAAUUACAUGUACAAAGCUGAAUUGCAGUCCUGCACCUCAGAAUAAGCAGUGCCUAGAGUACAUGAAUUAAUAAAAAUAAGUAGAAAGUAGGUUGAGUUUGAUGGUAUGGGUGAAUGUAGUCCUGAGUAGGACUGUUGUUGUUGACAGUGACUGACGUUUCGACAACCUGUCCGGUAGUCAUCUUCAGAGUCAAAGUGAGUUGUAUCACGUCAGUUGAUGGUAUUAUACUUUGGUUAUUGAUCUGAUAUAUUCAGGACUACAUUCACCCAGACGAUCAAACUCAACCUACUUUUGAAAUGACUCCUGGGUUUAAAUCUUUCACAAAAAUAAGUAGAGUUAAUUAUUUCACUGGGAAGAAUAAUGUUUUGUUUCAUGAUUUUGCUCAUAGAGAACUGGUAAGAGGAAUACCAGUCACUGAUGAAGAAGGCAACAGGAUUGGAGAUUCAAAGGUUGUUUAAUUUUUCAUCUACUGUCAGUAGGAAUAAAGUUCAAAAGCUUCAAUUUACUACAUUUGUGUCGGAGAAACUCAGUGACUGUGUGUGGCAUUUAAGACACAUAUGAUUUUGCCUUUCCAAGAUUAUCAAGUAUCGCAGUGAUGCUGUUAUUGUAAAAUGAUCUGAAACCUUAGCAACACCCAAAACCAUUAAUUUUUUAAAGCUGCCUUUUAAGCUUUCACAGUACAUAUAUUCACAAGAGACUAUUCACUUAAGACUAGAAUAUCAUUUUGGGGUGUAACUGUUAUUUUUUAAAUGACAUUUUUCUUGUAGCAUCCAUAUAAAUUUCCAUUAUUAAUAUUCAAUCUUUAUACUUUCCGAGGUAAAAUAUUUUCAUGGUGAUGAGUGUAACAAUAAAAACGUGGCAAUAAUAAAAGAAGACUGCCAAUGGUUUCCGAUCUUAACUUAGCCUUCGGAGAAUAAUUGGAUAAUCAAACAUCUGUACAGUAUAUAUUAAAAAGCACUAAGGCAUUCAUGCAUAAACUUGUCACACUCAUAUAAUGAUAAUUUGUUAGACUGUAUUAUUGGCUCGAUAUGAUUGUGUUUGAUUUAUUUCACCUGCUUUGUGUGGGUUUGUUUCAGGCUGCUGCAAGAAAAGCCAUAGCGAGUGUUGUAUUUUCAAGAAUUGUAAUGGCAUCUCCGGGAAUGUGUAAGUAAUGUAGUUGAAUGUAUAAUGACGAUAAUAUAUCUUAUCCAAGAGCCAGUAACUUGCAAGUGACAAGUGACGCGAAUGUCUUCGUAAACGCUAAAAGCCAUGCAAGAGAGAAACCUCUGCAUGUAGGGUAGUCUCCCUCGCAGCCGUUUUUUGGAUGUCACGCAACCCAAAUUGCGUGACAUCCAAAAAACGGCUGCGAGGGAGACUACACGUAGGGUAGCACUUUUGGUUUGAACCCCAGUGAGUUGUGUCACAAGUUAGCAUUGAGAAUGAUUGUGUGGAUGAGUGUGUAGUCCUGAAUGGGACUGUUAGUUAACAUACUGCAACAGAUAUUUCAUUUCUAUCAGCAGUCAUGAAUUACAGUGUAUGUCAAUAGUAAUGUUAACUCUAACAUUCAAAUUCACUGAAUGUUUUGUUGCUCAUCUGUCAUUCAAGCUGACUGUUCUUAGAUGUUAAUAAUAUAAAUCUGAGAUUGCAUUUUCAUCUGUCUUUGUUUUCACUUUUCAGCUAUUCCACCAAUUAUAAUGAACUACUUGGAUUCAAAGGCAUUUAUGAAGGUAAUCUUGCAUUUAGUUCCAUAGGAUGUGUUAAUCAUACAUGCAAACUGGGAAAAGUAAUUUGUGUAUUCUCUUGACAACGCCUUUAUUUUCUAUUCAUUUAUUAUUUAUUAAAUCAUAAAUUUUCAGUUUUCUAACAGGCAAGUGAAGUCUUAUCCUCUUUUUCACAAAGUAGUCUUUAAUACAUAUACUUACAUGUAGGUUGUCAUUUUUGUUGUUGUUAUAGCGGUGGCCAAUUUUAGCUUCUCCUAUCCAAACGUGUCUGGUUGGACUGUGGUGAGUUUUGCUAAUUUCAUGUAAUUUAAUUGCUAAUUUAAUUACAGACCAAUGUAAAUGUUUUAAGCAGAUACAUUGUAGGCUGAGGUGAGAGUUAUUGUUCCAUGUUAGUGGAAGGGCUACUGUCAGUACUUUCUAGCUGAACAUACACUAGAACCUUAGUACAGUACAUGCCUAGGGUUAUAUCUUUUGCCUUGUUUUUCCCUGCUAGAAAAGAACAACAUUCAAGAAAAUUUAAUUUUCUGUUUUGUCAUUGUACAAUAUUUCUUUUAAGAGUCAUCCAAUCAACACUUAUUCAGUCACAAUUUUAGUAUUUUAACUUUGGCUUCUUCUUAUUUUUCAUCAUCCUCACAGCUUGGUGUUUGCUACUCCUUUAUGUUGUGCAAUCUUCCCACAAAGAAGGUUAGUUGAUUUUGUUUUGAACACAUAAAAAUUACUUUAAUGCCUGUAUGACCAAGCUAAUCAUCCCUGUGACAAGUUUAUUUCCCAAUGACGAGUGUUGUUUCUGUGACGUCUGUUGUCCUUGUGAUUUUUUUAUCAGGGUUACGUCCUUGUAAUGAGUGUCAGAUUUUGUUUUGAACACAUAAAAAUUACUUUAAUGCCUGUAUGACCAAGCUAAUCAUCCCUGUGACAAGUUUAUUUACCAAUGACGAGUGUUGUUUCUGUGACGUCUGUUGUCCUUGUGAUUUUUUUAUCAGGGUUACGUCCUUGUAAUGAGUGUCAGAACUCUGGCUUGACUCUAGCGUUUAAAAGCGCACCUCAGACACUACUCUGUCAAACCAUGUCCCUUGAAUGAUAUAAUCAGAUUUGAUGUUCAUCCUUAACUUUUGUAGGGGGGGAAGCAUCCUUCCAAACCAUAUACCCAUACAAGCUUGAUUCAGCCGGGCAGGCUAGGGAAAAUGCAAAAAGUUAUUUACCACUAACUUGGACUAGAGAAUUUGAGUAAUAAUGAACUUUUCCCAUGGUGCGCUUGUAUUUACGUGUUCUUGAAAAUUAUUUCAAAAUCCUUGUCUGGCUUUUUUGCAGAAACAUUGCUUAUUACAAAAAUAAUGUAUAUUGUGAAUGGUGAAAAAAAAGGGAGAAAAAGAAGGAAGAGAGGUCAAAAGGGGAAAUUAAGUAAAAGGGGAGGUAGCAAAGGUGUAAGUCUUGGGGCCAGCAUCGCUUUUUGCUUUCUGUAAAUGUGUGUCCAAACCUUAGAAUUUCAUUUGGCAUUAGAGACAUAAGCUAAUAUGAAUGCCUGACUUGCAAACAACAUUUUGGGUGGUUAUGAGAUGCAUGUAAGCAGAAAAUGGUUUGACUAGCUGGAAAUAGGAUUUUUCACCAAAAUCCCCAGUGGAGAAUGGGUUUACACUGUAAGUUGAAAACAAACGAUGUAUCUCAUUGUGGAACUAAUUUUUUGGUGGUUUCGGAACGUUGUUCAUAAAUUUGCGAGCUUAUGGCAAGUAAAUACCCCCAGUAGCUUAGACAAGUUUCAAAAUUGCUGUACAGGCAUGUAUUUGUAAUGAUAAGAUUUCUACCGAAUUUCGCGGUAUUUUGCGUGUUUUUGUGAAUUUCGCAGGAUUUCACAGAUUUACCUGAAUUUCGCGGCUCCACGACCGCGCGAAACAUCAGAAGCCCUGUCUAUAUAGCCUUCCUUGCCUUUACCACAUUUGAUCUUGUAAAUAAUUUGGUUGGAAUAUUGUAUAUUAUCUUUCAUGUAUCUCUGUAUACUGUUGUUGUAUUUCUUGUUAAAGGCAAAAUAAAAUGAAUGAAUGAAUGAAUGAAUGAAAAAACCACAGGAAUAAGAAACCACAUGGGUGAAAGUGUAAGGGAGGCAAAGUGGCUCUGCAAUUUAAAGAUUUUGUAGACUUAUUUUGAUUCCUUUUGUUGCAGUUCUAUAGCAGUCUCAAAGCUUGAACCAGAACUCCAAGAAAAGAUAAAGAAGAGGGGAGGACCUCCAAUGGAAUAUGUCUACUUCAACAAAGGGCUUUGAAGAAACUUCAAUAUUAAUAUUAUUUAUUGAAAAUUAAUCAAAAUUUUUUAUUAGCCCUUUUGGAAUUUUGAAAUGGUACUAUUAGUUUAGGGGAUUGUUAUGAUUCAUAGACUCAGAAAAACAAAUAUUAACUCAAUUUGGUAUUUACAAAUUGCUGUCCUUAAGACUGUAGGACUGCUAAUGAAAUCUGUUUGCUAUAAUUAAAAAAAAGUGUCAUAAUUGCAAUAAUAUUGUGAAUUGUUAAAGACAGCUAGGAUUGUUUGAUGGAAUUUGAGGCCCUGGUUGAGUAAAAUUCAGACAAGGGACAUAGUCUGGAAACGGCAAUACUUGACUAGAUGAGAGGGCAACAAAAACAUGCAGAUGACUUAAAGUUUGACAGGGACAUAACUUACUCCUCAAAAUGUGAAAAGAGCAUAUUUGAAAUUCACACUAGGGACAUAAAUAUCCCCCUCCCCCCCCCUAAGAGGGCCUCAAUUGCCAGAGGGACAUUUUGGUCGUUACAAUAAUCCAAAACAAACUGAUAGGUUUAAAAUAAUAAUCUAAAAAUGGCCAUAGGGGCUUUCAUUGCAAUAAAUAUUAUUAUAAUCAUCUUUGGUAACCGAACCAAAUUGUUGGGUUAUAAUAAUCCUGAUAUUGACAUAGCUAUUGUGCUGAUAGUGAUAAUUCUUAAGGGGUAUAAUACAUGACACUGUGUGCUUGUUAGUGACUUGUGGAUCUCUAUUUCACCGUUAACUCAAGGAAAAAUAUUAUUAUUUCAAUAUAUGGCUUUUCUCAUAUUUCACUCGCCCAAUGUACGUGUAAUAGUAUUUGAAUUAUCUGGAACGAAAUUUUACGGUGUUUAAAGUCGUAUUGGAGACCAAAUAGUCAUUCACUGGUAGAAUUACAUAUUACUUGACAUAAUAUACUGUUUUCUUAAUCAUAGUAGUGUGAUAAUGGUGAUCAAUCUCAGUGCUGACAUAAUAGUUCCCUAUAGAUACUGGUAUAUUAAGUUAUUAAUUCUGGUGUGUUUUAAAUUAAAAGUC
Molecule: messenger RNA, 10594 nt
Organism: Porites evermanni
Lineage: Eukaryota; Metazoa; Cnidaria; Anthozoa; Scleractinia; Poritidae
Source: the annotation of a GenBank genome assembly